Amphibalanus amphitrite is the source of this 841-nucleotide messenger RNA. RefSeq lists its product as uncharacterized. The transcript is spliced from 2 exons. Gene Ontology annotation, molecular function: nucleic acid binding. The annotation marks the transcript as partial. Lineage: Eukaryota; Metazoa; Arthropoda; Thecostraca; Balanomorpha; Balanidae. Gene Ontology annotation, biological process: DNA integration. The record is from RefSeq and is a predicted model, not a curated record.
AGCCUCGCUCUCAUGAAGAUCGACUGGCGGAAGAGAUGAUGGAGUCCACCACCAAGUGGAGAGGUGACAGGUAUGAAACCGGCCUUCUGUGGAAACCUGAUUGCGCCCCCCUGCCCAAUGACCGUAGCAUGGCCCUGCGCCGCCUCGAAUCUACGGAGAAGGCGCUCCGACGAGCACCAGAAAAGGCUGCAGCUUACCGCGACACUAUGAGAGAGUAUCUGGAUAAAGGCUACGCCCGUCUGCUGACCGAAGAGGAACUACAGAAGCAUCAUCAGAGGUGCUGGUAUUUGCCGCACCACGCGGUAACCAGCGCGAGCAAACCUGGUCCUAUGCUCGUCAAGACGGGAGGACGGCAUGAGAAGAGGUACGGACUGUUGGUGACGUGCCUCGCCACCCGGGCAGUGCACCUCGAGCUGUGCCACUCGCUCAGCACCGACAGCUUCCUCAUGGCGUUCCGCAGAUUCGUCUCAAGGCGAGGCAGACCGAAAGAGGUGUUCUCUGAUAACGGGACGAAUCUGCGAGCAGGAGAGAGGGAGAUGCGUCGGCAGAUCCAAGCAUGGAACGUCCACGCCAUCAGUGACCGCCUCGCACAAGAUGGCAUUAAGUGGCAUUUUAACCCGCCAGGUGCGUGUCACAUGGGAGGCGCCUGGGAGCGGCUAAUAUCCUCCGUUAAGCGUGCUCUGAGAGCAGUGCUGAGCCAGCUGACUGUCACGGACGAAGCGCUACAGACCGUGCUGACAGAAGUUGAGGCGGUGGUCAACGGUCGACCUCUGACCCAUGUGUCCACAGAAGUGGAUGAUUUGGAGGCGAUUACGCCGAACCAUCUUUGCUCGGCCGACGG